AUGUUCUCCCUCCUUUUCAUCCUAGCCCUGGUCUGCCUUUCUCAACAACAGCCGAGAAUUCCGGACGAUUCGAACCAAUCAUGCGAUGCACCAAUGGAUCGUGGCGAUUCGAACUGCAACAAUCCCAAUAAAGCUAUGAGAUGGUACUAUGAUAAGGAGCUAGACGAAUGUUUUGAAUAUCUUUAUGAAGGAUGUGGUGGUGGACGGAACACCUUUUAUACAAAGGACACAUGUCGUACAGCUUGUAUCCCAGCUGAUAAGGGAAGAUGUGGUGGAAAUAUGAAACCUACCGGCUCUUGCUCGGCGUUCGACAAGAACUGCCCGACGGGAAGCACUUGCGAAGUGGGACCAAUGGGUGGUGGUAUGUGUUGCGACGACAAAAAUGAAGAAUUAUGGAAACAAGAGAGAAAUCCCAAAUGUAAGUCCGGCAGCCUUUCGAUGCGAACUGUCUGGUGGGGAUCGGAGCCGCGAAUUGGCAGGAGUUGUUCCCACGAAUUUUGUCCGAACGGCUACAAAUGCGUGCAGUCGAAGCAUUUAGCGCACUGCUGUAGUUCUUAA
This is a messenger RNA of Necator americanus (New World hookworm), 558 nucleotides long. RefSeq lists its product as uncharacterized. Gene Ontology annotation, molecular function: serine-type endopeptidase inhibitor activity. The record is from RefSeq and is a predicted model, not a curated record. The transcript has 5 exons. Bases 1 to 558 code for a protein of 185 amino acids. NCBI's taxonomy places the organism in Eukaryota, Metazoa, Nematoda, Chromadorea, Rhabditida, Ancylostomatidae.